Molecule: messenger RNA, 804 nt
Organism: Pseudovirgaria hyperparasitica
Lineage: Eukaryota; Fungi; Ascomycota; Dothideomycetes; Acrospermales; Acrospermaceae
Product: replication factor A2
Exons: 3
Coding region: 1-804 (267 amino acids)
Biological process (GO): nucleotide-excision repair; double-strand break repair via homologous recombination; DNA replication
Cellular component (GO): DNA replication factor A complex; nucleus; site of double-strand break
Molecular function (GO): DNA binding
Source: RefSeq, a predicted model, not a curated record
AUGGAGCGCAAGGAGGAGCAGGCGGUGGUGGCUUCAUCCCUGGAGAUUCAAGUCAGAGCCCAAGUGCUGGAAGAGGUGUAUGACCGUAGCAAAGACACACUCCGGCCAGUCACAAUCAAGCAGAUAAAUGAAGCGCCCCCAUCAGCACAAGAAGGAGACUUUAAGAUAGAUGACACAGAAAUAUCACAGCUCACCUUCGUAGGCCAGAUUCGCAACAUUUCGACGCAAGCCACCAAUGUUACAUACAAGCUCGACGACGGUACGGGAACGAUUGAGGUCAAGCAAUGGGUCGAUGCAGACGCCACCACCCCCUUCGGCGAGGCAGAUAACUCAGGAAAAAAAAAGCUAGCCGAGAACAAGUAUGCGCGCGUAUACGGAAAACUGAAGUCCUUUAACAACAAGCGCCAUGUCGGUGCGACCAUCAUACGGCCAGUAACAGACUAUAACGAAGUCUCCUAUCAUCUGCUUGAGGCGACAGCCGUGCACCUGCACUACACAAGAGGUCCCCUCAAUGGAGGACAGAAGAGUACAGGCACAAAUGGGACAUAUGACGCGCAGGCUGGUACUAAUAUGAACAUGGCAAGUGGUGGACAAUCUAUGGCUGGACUAAGCGCCAACGCGAAGAAGGUUUUUAUGUGCUUGUCCACUAGCCAGCAGAGUAACGAGGGCCUACAUGUGCAGGUCAUUGCGAGUGAGACAAGAAUGGAUCCUGCAGAUGUGUACAAGGGUGGCGAGGACUUGUUGGCUGCAGGCAUGAUCUAUACAACUGUUGACGACAGCACCUGGGCACUUCUCGAGAUAUGA